AUGUUCUUAGUUGAACAAUUUAUUGGAUCCGAACCAGUCGGGAAUUUUUCUGGCGACAUCCCCGAGGAAGUUGAGUCAAACCCCGCUGAACUAGGGUCUCAAUCGCCUUCACUUUCAACUUCAACUUCUGAUGAUCCCGCCGACACUCCGGACUCUGUCUUCUAUGCACAUAUGCAGUCUGUGAAGCGACGACAAAAUGAGAAUUUGCACAAAGAACUACUGGCUGCCCAGAAGGCGGAGGCACUUGCCACACAGAGGGCUCUCAAAUCGCGGAAUACUGUUCUCAACCAACUUGUCGAGGUAGGUGGACUUUGA
Dibothriocephalus latus is the source of this 315-nucleotide messenger RNA. The record is from the annotation of a GenBank genome assembly. NCBI's taxonomy places the organism in Eukaryota, Metazoa, Platyhelminthes, Cestoda, Diphyllobothriidea, Diphyllobothriidae.